Solanum verrucosum is the source of this 1286-nucleotide messenger RNA. RefSeq lists its product as uncharacterized. Lineage: Eukaryota; Viridiplantae; Streptophyta; Magnoliopsida; Solanales; Solanaceae. The record is from RefSeq and is a predicted model, not a curated record. The transcript has 10 exons. Bases 121 to 918 code for a protein of 265 amino acids.
ACCUCACUCAUUCCGUGAUUUGAUAAGAAGAAAAUUUGAUCUUACGGCUUCAAUGAAGGAGCCUUCCAUUUCUCUUCAAGAAAUCGAUUUCCAGUAAAGGUAGAUUUUAUUUUGGUAAAAAUGGAGGAUAGAGGAGAAUCGUUCGUGGCAGUGAGGAGGAUAUCGCAAGGAUUUGAAAGAGGGAAUAGUACUUGCCAUUCAUCUUCUGAGGUCAUGGCCGGAUCAACAGCAUGGCUUGGCAGAGGUCUUUCAUGCGUUUGUGCCCAGGGAACCGAUAUUGAUGCUCGUCCAUCAUUUGAUCUGACACCAGCCCAGGAGGAAUGCUUGCAAAAACUACAAAACCGUAUAGAUGUUGCAUAUGAUGGUUCAAUUCCUGAACAUCAGGAAGCUUUAAGAGCACUGUGGAAAGCUGCCUUCCCUGUGGAAGAACUCCAUGGUUUAAUAUCUGAGCAAUGGAAGGAAAUGGGUUGGCAAGGGAAGGAUCCAUCUACCGACUUUAGGGGUGCUGGAUUCAUAUCGCUGGAAAACUUGUUAUAUUUUGCGAGAAAUUUCCCGAAAUCAUUCCAGGAUCUUCUUCAAAAGCAGGAAGGUGAUAGGGCAUUAUGGGAAUACCCAUUUGCUGUUGCUGGUGUCAACAUCACAUUUAUGCUAAUCCAGAUACUUGAUAUAGAAGCUAUAAAACCAAAAAAUCUGGUAGGAGCAACUUUUUUGAAGUUUCUUGCCGAAAACGAAUCAGCAUUUGAUCUGCUAUAUUGUAUCACGUUUAAGCUGAUGGAUCAUCAGUGGCUCGCCAUGCACGCGUCAUAUAUGGACUUCAAUACAGUUAUGAAGUCCACUCGUCGACAAAUUGAAAGGGAGCUUUUGGAAGAAAACAUAAAACGGUUGGAGGAUUUGCCCUCAUACAGACUUCUUAAUUGAUAGGCAUGACAUUUUAUAGUGUUUUUGUUUUGUGACCAAAAGGGAAGUGAUUUUCUUGCUUGUUAUGAGUUUAGUUAGAAUUAGAUGCAUUUUGAUGGUAGGUUGUUGGUGUGUUUGUCUUUGUUAGAGGCGGAGAAAGUAAAUAACAGGCUUCUCCAGUGCAUGAUAUAAGUGUCACUUAAAAUUAAGUUUGAAGUUUGGGAUUUAUGGGAGAUUGUUAGAUGCCUAGUGAUUCUGCCACAUUUGGCGCUGACUUGUGGAGUCGUCAACAUCUUCAUUUUUGCCCCCACAUUUGGUAUAUGCCAUAAUAGGAGAAAAAAACUCCCAUUGUUCUCUUUCGUACUCAAUAGAUUCUCAGUAUCUAACUU